Messenger RNA from Oryzias melastigma (Indian medaka), 5855 nucleotides. RefSeq lists its product as uncharacterized. NCBI's taxonomy places the organism in Eukaryota, Metazoa, Chordata, Actinopteri, Beloniformes, Adrianichthyidae. Gene Ontology annotation, cellular component: nucleus. Gene Ontology annotation, molecular function: transcription cis-regulatory region binding. The record is from RefSeq and is a predicted model, not a curated record. Gene Ontology annotation, biological process: regulation of transcription by RNA polymerase II.
GAGAGGGGCCUCAGUGAGAGGGAAUGCAGGACUGCAAUGGAGCACAAUGCAAUACAGUGGUUGGGUGCUCCCUCCUGCCAGAGAGGCAGCUUCUCCUUCUACAAGUCCGUGAGCGGCCGGGCUCGACCCGACGGCCCGGUCCGGGUCUGGAGGCUCGGGGAGUUCUACUGCGUCCGCUGCGGACCGCAGGAUCCAGUCUGCAUCGCAGAGGUCACCUUACUGUGGGAGGACCAGACACGGCGCCACCUGCUGGCCAGCGCCAGACUCUACUUCCUGCCCGAGGACACGCCAAAGGGGCGGACUAGAGAGCACGGAGAGGAUGAAGUUCUGGCCGUGUCCAGGAAGAUGGUGGUGCGGGUGGAGGACCUGGUGCGGUGGUCCUGUGCCACGCCGGCCAGCUGGAGCUGCAGUCAGAAGCUGCAGCCCGGAGGCGCCAACGGCCUGCACCGAGCUCCACCGACGGCCGGCGCUCCGGAGCAGGACGGCGAGGAUCGCCUGGGAGACGAAACUGAGGCAGAGCUCCCGGGCGUCAGAGUGCUGAGCUACCCGCAGUACUGCCGCUUCCGCUCGCUUCAGAGACGCAUCCAGGGCGGAGCCAGGGGCCCCUCUCUGCAGGACCCCCACCUGUUGGCGCUGGGCGGAGUCAAGGCGCCGCCCCUCACCAGGCUGAUGUACUGCAGGGACACCUUCAACCACCCGGCGCUGGAGAGCAGCGCAUGCUUCUCCUGGCAGUUCAGAUGCUCGUCUCUCAGCCUCCGAGGACGACCCCGGAAGAGGAGGGGUCACGACGGCAAAGAUUCUCCUAACAGCAGCCAAUCAGAAUCCUGGAUCGACAGGAUGAAGGAGAACGUGAUGGGCAGCGUGGAGGUCAGCUGUGAGGGCAGCUGGCUCCCCCACCCCGAGGAGCAGCUGUUCCUGGAUCAGCUGUACGCCUUCAUGGACCGCCACGGCUCGCCUAUCCACAAAGUCCCCAACCUGGGCUUCAAGAAGAUCGACCUCUUCCUGAUGUACUCUGUGGUCAAGCGUCUGGGCGGAUACAGAAAGGUGACCACGGAGCGGCUCUGGAAGGUGGUGUACAACGAGCUGGGCGGGUGUCCCGGCAGCACCAGUGCCGCCACCUGCACCCGGAGACACUACGAGAGGCUGAUGCUGCCGUACGAGGAGCACCUGAGAGUCGGAGGAGCCCACUUUAAAGUCCCAGAGACCCUGGAGCCACCAAAACCCCGAGCCAUACGAGGACGACGACCCCUACCGAGAGGCAGGAGGCCCGGGCCCAAAGCCAAGGAGAGGAAGGCAGCGACCUCCGCUGCGCCUCAUCCUCCUGCUGAGGCUAUCCUGGACCCGAGCGGCGCCGGCGUGAAGAGAGGCCGCGGACGGCCGCCUGGAACUCGUAACAAGGCCACGCUGAUGGCCCAGGCCAAGCUGCAUACGCAGCAGCAGCCGCGGGUCCAGCCAGCACCAGCGGAGCGUUCACCUGCCGCCAACUGCAGAGGGGCGCCCACAGCCAGCAGCACACACAGGGCCAACCAGUCCCCCCUCCUCCCCAUCCACCUGCCCCUGACGCCGGAGUUGUCCCCCAUGUCCACCACCUUCCUGCCGUUCCAGCCCAAACAGAGGGAGCUCAAGCCGGACCUGCCGGGCCCGGUGGCAACUGCUCCGACCGUUCUCCUCUCUGCUCUGCCGCGCCACUUUGUCGGGGGCUCUCUGAGCGGCUUCAGUCCCAUCAAGGGGGUGUGUCCACUAGACGUCUUCAGGAGCCGCGUCAGCCUCCAGAGGGGUCCGGAGAGCCCCGCCCUGACGGCCCAGGACCCCGCCCAGGACUCCCCUGCCGUGUUCCCCCUGCAGCCCAAACCAGACUCGCCCCAGCCGAGCGGCGAGCAGCUGCACCCGCCGCACAACCGCUGCUCCGGCUGCAGCGUGGAAGAGGGGGGGCAGAGGGGGAGCGGGCGGGACGGCAGGACCCGGCCCCCCCUGCCCCCGCUGCGGGUGCUGCCUCUGAACCUGGACUGCAGCGUCCAGGUGUGUCAGCUGAUGAGGACUCGACACCUGGACCCGACCCAGCUGCAGAGCUUCACGCGGCGCCUAUCGGAGGCCCUGUCCCAGGACCUGAGCUCCAAACCCCCCUGUUCCCCCAUCACGCCCCCGCCCGAGCAGGCGCUGCCCCUCAACCUCAGCAAACGGGUCCCGCUCAAGAGACCCGCCCCAGAUGGAUCAGGAGCCAGCUGGCCGGUCGUGAACGGGAACUCUGACCCGCUGUCGUCCAAACGGUCCCGGAGCGGCUCCCAGGAGAAGGCUCAGGACCUCCGGCUGGGGGUCCGGUCCGGCUCGGAGGGAGGGGCGGGGCCGGGCCUGAGCGUGGAGCUGAGCGGUCAGGAGGAACCCGCAGACCUGAGCUCCCCCAGCAGGAUCCGGGCCUUCCUGCUUGGACUGCCGCCCUUUCAGGUGAGAAUGGAGGAGGACCUGAGCAGGACCAGGAUCGGAACCAGGCCCGAGGCCGAGAGCCAGGGCACCGCAGGAGGCGCUGCAGUGAAAGAGGAGCAGGAGGAAGUGGAGCAAACGGAGAGAACCCACAAACUACCGAGGCAGGAGGACCGGGACCUGAGGCCUUGUCCUGGUCCCGGUUCUGCAGAGCUGACGGCCGGGCCCUCCAACAGAGACACGCCCUGUUUUUAGCCGUGGGCUCCGCCCCUCCUCCACCUUUAGCUCCGAUUGGAUCCUGGCCUUUUCAGGAUAAGAAUCCCUCCGGAUGGAACUGCUGACAAUCGGACCGGUUCCCUUCUGUUGGUUCUGAAGGGGAACCAAACGCUAGCAGAACUCCACGGACUCCCUGCUGCCCGCGAGCGUGGAGGAUGCUGGCCAUCAGAACCACAGGUACCGGCAGUCUGACCGGACUCAUUCGCUGAGGAGCCGCCGGGCAAAAACAUCGAGAGCCGUUCUGUAGUCCUGAAUCACACAAACCCACAAACCCACAAACACACACGGACACACACUCGUGCCUUAAGCUUUGGUUGGCGUCUCCUCGAGGACACUCCUCCUCCACGUUCAGACCUCCUCAGUCCUCUGCUGCCGCUUCCUCAGAAACUGCUGGAGUGAAGAUCUGUCUGUGAUCUUCAGGAUCUGCGCUGAUCCUCAGCUGGAAAAAACAGCUGGUCCCAAGGCGUUCCCGGGGCGGUCCCGGAGCGUUUCUGGGGCGGUCCUGGACUCCUGGAGUGUUUCCGGGGCGGUCCCGGGCCGGUCCUGGACUGGCAGGGCUCCGUGGUGUGAGUUGAUCAUGUGGCAUCAGUAGCAGGUGUCCCUCAGAUGGUAAAGCAGAUGUUCCUGCAGGUCUCACAGCCUCCAUCACAGCUCCUCCUCACGUCUGGUCGUUAGAGACGGACCCGUCGGUUUUCUGGUCCGUUUUCCGGAACGACCUUCAGUUUUGGCGCCGCAGGUCCACGUCCUAAAAGAGAGAUCAUCAGACGAUCUCGUCUCAGUCUGAGGAACGAUGGAAGCUGUGAGAGAACGGGAACGUUUUCACCGUCCUCGUGAAGCUAGCUAAAGAACCGCAGCUCCGGUUAGCUGUAAACCCACCAGACGGAACCUUUCACGGCGCCGUCCAAACGGGUCAGAACCCGGAAGUGGUGAAGGGUUAGAAGGUCAAAAUUUGCAGCUUCAUGCCCUGAAGCCUGGUUGCAAUGGAAACCAAAGGGGCGGAGCUAAGGACGUUCCUGAAUAGGAUUGUUUUAGUAACUUCCUGUUUACGGACGCAGAAGGAGGCGGAGCCUCCGGCGGAGGUCACAACUAAACUGAGGCGGAGGUUUGUCUUGAGGUCUUUCUUUGCACACCUGCUGUUUGUUUCUCCCUAUUUAAGCCUUUCUCUACUAACCUGCAGCUUCAGUUCACGCACAUGAUGGAUUUUAGCGGGGGAGGUUUCAUGAAGGGGGCGGGGCUUUGCGGCACACCUGUCUGUUCGAAGAGAUUUUAAAGCAUAAACAUGAAACGGGAGUCGGCAGGUGGAGGAGGAGGCGGAGCAGACGUCCUCUGGUCACAUGUCUGGGAUUCACCUGCAGCCGUUCAGCACUAAGACUCACUACAGGGUAUGGCGUGUACAUAAGGACCGCCUCUCCACAGCGGAGAACCUUUAUUUAUUGAUCCUCAGCCUCUCCCGACCUGGUGGGCUUCACGGAACCGGUUUGUGGUCCUUGUUCUACCGGUCAGUCGUUUGGAUGCAUUUAUGGACGUUUUCCUUCAUCUUCUGUUCGUCUGAGACGGCUCAUUAACGCUAAACGUGUCUGCUAGCUUAGAGGAAGAAACGCAGAUAUUCAGCAGUUUUUCAUUUUUAAUAAUGUUUCUGUAAAUCCAACUUUUCCAACCCUUCAGUGUUUAUUUUGUAUGUUAAACGUUAUUUUCUUUCUGAGCAUUUGGAGGUGGCCAGUAUCUGAAGCUCCUGUAGGUCAAUGGCCGUUAGCCCGUUAGCCCGUUAGCCCUCGUCCGAUGGUUCAGCAGGAAGUGAAGGAGUUUCUGAGCUCGUUAAAAACAUCCUUCAGAACAUGUAUUUGGGUUACCUUCACCAACAGUGUUUAUUCUUCAUCUCAGUGACAGACGGUGGUGUUGACGGUGGAGGUUCGGCUUCAUCCAGAGUUCUUCAAUCCAGUUUUUUACUUCUUUUAUGGACCAAAUGUUCUUGUUUGGAACCGGCAUUAAAUGAAAAUUGUUUCAUUGAAUACAACUGAGAUGCUAGUAGAAAAGCUAGCAUCUAUGCUAACAGAAAUACUAGCAUAGACGUUAGCUAAGAUGCUAACAAAAAGGCUAUCAGAUAUCCUAACAGAAAUGCUAGCAUAGAUGUUAGCUAAGAUGCCAACAGUAAUACUAGCAUUUAUUUUAGCUAAGAUGCUAACAGAAAUGCUAGCAGAUCUACUAACAGAAAUGCUAGCAUACAUGUUAGCUGUGAUGCUAACAGAGAUGCUAGCAUAGUUGUUAGCUGACAUGCCAGCGGAAAAGGUUAGCAUCUAUGCUAACAGAAGUGUUAACAUAGACGUUAGCUGAGAUGUUAACAUAUACGUUAGCAUAAAUGCUAGUGCUCCCCGCUUCCAUGUAAUCUUUGUUUUCAUUGUUUCCUUUUACGUUUAAAGCAUGAAAUGAUCGUGUUUUUACAAUUGUUUGAGCUCUCCGCUACAGAUGAACUUUUGUCUUAACUUUUUAAACCGAUUUGUUUUUUUCAUUUUUGUUGUAUUUAAUGUAUCCUCUGAGUACCGUUUUAUAUUUCUAUUUUAACCGUGACAGGAAGAAUUCCAGAAACCUCAGCCGCAGACGGCGGCGUUGCUUUAGCUUAAAGCUAGUCUGGGAUUUUUAUUCUUAAAGCUUGAAAAGUUUCAGGAACGACGUCAAACUCUGGAAACCUGUUUCUGAUGGUUCGAUGACGGAGUGAAAAGACGGUUCUGACUGGUCUGAACCGGUUCUGACUGGUCCUGUAACCCAGAACAAACCGGUUCUCUGAAGCGCAUUGGACACCCCCCUCCCCCCGGUUUGUAUUAUAAGAACCUGCGACUGUCAUCCGUGGGGGGGGGGUCUUCCUCACCACAGAUUUUUGUUAGACUUUGAUCCAUCUUCUCGUGGUCGUACUCGUCUCCAUGUGGUCUCCAUGUUUACAUGACUGCAUGUGGAACGGCGUUCCUCACUCCGGCGUGGCGAGGACGGCUCCGCCACACUCCUUCAAGUGCCUGAUCUUCAGAAGCCACGCCUCCUGAUGGACGCUAUUGUUGAACUUUCUCAUGGGGGGGGUUGUGCAAACUGGACCUAAGAGUUGGGGGAGGGGGGGGACUAUGACGAUGAAAUAAAGGUGCUACAUGUCACAUGGAAACGUCUGAGCUUGUUUU